AAGGGGCGCCCCGUUCCCGCCGCCAUUUUCCGCUCGGCGGCGGCGCGGGUGGCGGCGCUAGGGUCGAUGGCAUCGAUCAGGGCCGAUAGAAGCGCUCAGCAGCGAUGAGGAGCCGCAGCGGAGCCCCUCGGGAUUCUCCACCGCGAGGCAUUGCUGCAGCUCUGAGGAGGAGUAACCAAGGCUCACCAGAGAUCUGACAGAAAUGGUUUUUGCCUGGAAUCUCCCUGGCUGUGAUAGAUCUGCAGAGGACAUCCAGCUCUAGGCCGCUGUGGCAUCCUGGAGAUGAGCACAUUUUGUCACAGUUUCUCAGCCAGCGGAAGGUGCUGAAGGAAUAACCUGGCUUUGGGCGUGCCUCAUGUGGGAGCCUCCUCUGCCCUGCAGCCAGAGGCUCCCGGGAGCCUGGCGUGACCCCAGAGUGAUUGUUGUUAUCCCUGCAGCAUGGCCAGCACGCAGCCCAGGAGCAGAAGCGAAAUGUUCCUUUUGCAAGCAGAGAGGUUUGUUUGUUAAUCUCCAUGAGAACCCCAAUGGAUGUGCCAAUGCCUCUCUGGCAGCUUGUGUGCCUCACCUUUCUGUCUGCAGCUGUUUGCAGCCUGCCUGAAGGAAUUUCACAGGGGCUUCCCUACAACCUCCAGAUGGACUCCCACAAUUUCCAGCACAUUUUGUCCUGGCAGGCAGAACAUGACCCAGCUGUGCCAGCGUCCUACAACGUGCUCUACAGAGGCCACAGGAGCCAGAACUGGAUGAGUGCUCAGCAGUGUUCAGGCAUCGCCCAGCUCUCCUGUGAGCUGACAGAGGAGCUCAGGGACAAAUCCUCUGAGUAUUCUGUGUUAGUUCAGAGCACUGGAGGAGCUCAGGUGCUCAGUUCUUCUGUGCUGCGUUUUGUGCCGUUCACUGAGACAAUUCUGGGACCACCAGAAGUGAAUGUCACUUCCUGUCCAAACUGCCUCAAUGUCACCAUCAAGCUGCCAGCCUCCCACUUCAGAGACAAGGGGAAGCUGCUGUCUUUAAUUGAUAUCUACGAAGAGCUGGAUUAUGAGAUCACCCUGAAAUCACAGGAUGGAGAGCAUAAGAGGCCACGGCAGAGCACCACUGAAGAGGUGUUCAGUGUUGUCAUCGAGGAGCUGUACCCCAGCAGGAAUUACUGCUUGUCCGUGGGGGUCACUGCAUCCCUGAACAAGAAUUCUGUCCCCUCCCCCUGGAAGUGUGUCACUACACACUCAGAGGCUCAGCAAGGGCAUCAUGAAGCUGCAGUGGCAGGUGCUGUCUGUGUUGCACUGAUCAUUUUUGCUGUCCUGAAGUGUGUGCAUGCAGCAGGUUUUAUUUUUCCGAAGUUUUCCCUUCCUCAGACCUUGGCGUUCAUCAGGAAGUUGGCCUACUCCCCGUGGGUGUCUGAGUCAGAAACAGUGGCCUCGGUGGAGAUCAUCCCCAGAGAGGUGAAAAGCAAGGCCAGGGGCCGCAGAGGCAGUGCCAGUGAUGACACUGACAGUGACAGCAGUGACAGUGACAGCAGCGCCCUGUGUGACCACGACUACACGAGGCGGGACAGGCUGGGCAGGGCCGCUGUCCCCCAGGGCUGUGACACCCCCAGCAGCCUGGGGCAGUACUCCGUGAGCAGCACCUGUGAGCACCGCAGCAGCCAGGCUGGGGACACGCCAGCUGCUGAGCCACAGGAGCCUCAGGGACACCCUGAAGGGGACAGGGACACGAGGAGCGAGCUGCUGAGCGCUCUGUCCGGGGGCAGCCGUGAGCCCCAGCGGGGCAGUGAGUGCUUCACCAUCAGCCUGCACUCGGUGCUGCUGGGAUCCCUGGAGCAGCACGGGCAGGGCUCUGCGGCCCGGCAGGACGCAGGGGACUGGCACUGCGCUCAUGCUCUGCAGCCAAAGCUGCUGGAGGACACGGCAGGUGGGCAGGGAGCGCCUUGUUCUAAUGACUUCCGGGAGUGGCAAAACUCCUCCUCUUCCUCUGAGGAAAGCGACUCUGUGGACUCAGACGCAGAGCAAGUAACAGGGUACAUGAGGAGGUGAAGGAGGGAGAUCUGCUUUGACUUUAUGGCAUAGGAACCAGUGUUGUCCAGCUCUUAUUUCUGGACUGAACGCACAGAUCUUGUCCUUUCAUUAACAUCCCGUGAGCGUGGGCUCCUACGGAAAGAGCUGGGGCUGUUUGUCUGGAGAAGGACCCAGAGAGACCUGAGAGCCCCUUCUGUGCCUAAAGGGGCUCCAAAGGAGGGGCUUUGGAUGAGGGAUGGAGUGACAGGACAGGAGAGAAUGGCUUCAAACUGACAGAGGGCAGUUUUGGAUUGGAAAUUGUUCCCUGUGAAGGUCGGGAGAGACAAUUUCCAAGGCCUGCAGGGACAGGAGCCAGGGACUGGCUCCCGCUGCCAGAGGGCAGGGCUGGAUGGGAUCUUGGCAAUGAGGAAUUGUUCCCUGGCAGGGUGGGCAGGGGCUGGGAUGGAAUUCCAUCUCUGGAUCCCUGGCAGUGCCCAAAGCCAGGCUGGACACUGGGGCUGGAGCAGCCUGGGGCAGGGGAAGGCUGCUCUCCUAACCAGACCACUUUUACAAUUUUUUAUUCUUUAUCUCUGUUACUGGAUUUCUGUGAAACCUCUUCUGCUGCCUGGAUGCUGUAUUUGUGCAGAGAGCACUGAUCAAGUGGAAUAAUGGGGGCAGAGACAGGAAUACUCAGCUGACAAAAGAGUGGAUCAAGGCAUUAAUACACUUCUUGACUUUAUUUUUGUAUAAUUUUGUACAAUUACCCAUUAAUAUUAAAAUAUUUUUAUGACA
Motacilla alba alba is the source of this 2777-nucleotide messenger RNA. It is a transcript of the gene IFNAR2, whose product is annotated as interferon alpha and beta receptor subunit 2. The record is from RefSeq and is a predicted model, not a curated record. NCBI's taxonomy places the organism in Eukaryota, Metazoa, Chordata, Aves, Passeriformes, Motacillidae. Bases 513 to 2024 code for a protein of 503 amino acids. The transcript has 10 exons. Gene Ontology annotation, biological process: blood coagulation. Gene Ontology annotation, cellular component: membrane. Gene Ontology annotation, molecular function: interleukin-22 receptor activity; protein binding.